UUUAAUUACAAGUUUCGGUACUAAAUCACAGCUUACAGGAUGAGGGUUUUUAUGGCAGAGGAUAAUCUUUGUGCUCAAAAUUUGUUAAAACUAGUUUCACACGGCAAUGCUAUAAUAGCAGAAAUCCUAAGGCUAAAGGAUCAUAUCCCGCUAAUAUUUUUCUUAGAAAAUAAAGAACUUCAGCAAAAGUAUCAAGAUGUUAUCAUGGAUUUUGGGUAUUUCAAAAUUGCGGACAACCAGGAAAAGAAAAUCAAUAUGAAUGUGAAACUGCAAGAUUUAGAUGAUGAUCUCAAAGAAAAGUAUUUAGAAAUAAUAAACCGCUUCUACUUGCUGUUUGAAAAUAUUCAUCAGUACAUAAUAGAUCUGAACUCAUUUGUGGAGCAGCUAUAUGACGGGGCCUUCAUUCAACAAAACAUUGAGACUGUCAUGAAAGAUGUUGAAGGAAAACAACUCCUGUGUGAGUCUCUUUACUUGUAUGGGUCUAUGCUGCUGCUAUGUGACCUCUACAUACCAGGAAUAAUACGAGAAAGACUGCUUGUAGCUUUCUACCGCUACAGUACCAGUCAAUCCCAGUCUAAUGUUGACGAUGUGUGUAAGCUACUGCGCGACACGGGAUACGACCAGUUACACAGAAAGAGGCCUGCUGACUAUCCUGUUGAAUAUUUUGGGCGCAUAAAUAUCCACCCAUACUUCAUCGAAAAAGUGGUUGGAAAGUUGAGAUCAGAGGACAUAUACAACCAAUUAGCCGUGUACACGAUGCCCGAGCACCAGGCCUCCGCGCUCGCCACGCAGGCUAGCAUGCUCGUGGUCUGUCUGUUCUUCAUACCGCACUACCUACAUAACGAUGUUUCCAAAAUGAGAGAGAUAGCCGAUAAAUUCUUCCCAAGCAACUGGAUUGUCCCUAUCUACAUGGGCGUCACUAUCAAUGUCAUAGAUUAUUGGGAAAAUUUCAAAGCGGCGAAAUCCGCACUCGGCAAUACAUGCAACAGUAAGAUGGUCAAAGAGGUGUUCUCUAAAAGAGGAAGCGCCAUUCCCAUGCUGAUCAAUAAAACACAUCAGCUCUUAAAAGAAGGCGUGAUGACUGACGACUUUGUUCUGGACAACAUUAAUAAAAUACUGAAUUUGCUGAUAAAUUCAAACUUCGUUUUACGUUGGCUUUUGCUGCAUAAUAGCAACGUGAUAUUUUACGAUAAUAAUAAAAAGAGCAAGCAACUAAAGGAGCUAGUCGUAAAAGAGUCCAACUAUGACGCACUGAAAAUUUUAGAGCUGCUUAUAAGCACUGCGGAGCUAGAAUUGAAGGUCAGAGAAAUGCUGAACAGAUUACUAGAAAGCAGGAACGAAACUUGGAAUACUAGUAAGGCUGAAGCAUUGGAAGCUCUGAACAAUCUAGCAGAACUGUUCUCAGGUGACAAAUCCUUCGCAAAAGUCCAAGGGAAUGACCAGUUAAAGCAAUGGUUCACCAAUAUUGCAAAUCAGAUCAAGUCAGUUGGAGAUUCGAUCAGCACUAAGUCUAUGAAGAAAAUUACGCAGCUUAUUCAGGCUUUAGAUGAAGUUGAAGAAUUCCAUAGCAUCAAAAGCACUUCAACAGUGUUACAGUUCCUUUUUGAAACCAAAGACGCAUUAAAGAAUGCACUCAGAGCUGCGUCGUUGAAAGACGACUCUCUAGUGACUCUGGAAAUUGCAGCUGAUGUAAGUUACGCAUGGUGCAUAAUCGAUUCGUACACGCAGUUCAUGCAAGAAAGCAUAAAAGACAAUCCGGCAGUCACAAGUAGGUUGAGAGCGCUAUUUCUUAAACUUGCUAGUGCCAUGGAAAUACCACUUCUAAGAAUAAACCAGGCACAUAGUGAUGAUCUUGUGUCUGUAUCACAGUACUAUAGUAAUGAAUUGAUAAAAUAUAUCCAGAAGGUGCUACAGAUUAUCCCAGAGAUGGUAUUUAGUAUAGUCGAGAAAAUUAUCGAUCUACAGACGUGGACUAUUAAGGAAAUACCGACGAGGUUGGAUAAAGAGAGGCUAAAGGAAUUUGCUCAGUUGGAGCACAGAAUGGAGGUCGCGAGGCUUACACAUUCCGCGUCCACAUUUACGACAGGUAUCCUGGACAUGCGCUCUACUCUAGUAGGUGUCAUAAGAGUGGACCCAGCAGAAUUAUUAGAAGAAGGUUUGCUGAAGGAGCUUGACACGCACAUUAGCAAGAAGUUUGUAGAAUUCCUGGAACCCCAGACUAAGAAACCGCUAGCUCCAAACACGUUGUUGGCGCGACUACAGAAGUUGGCGGAAAGUAUGGAUGGUUACAAGAGAUCUCUGGAAUAUAUUCAAGAUUACAUUAACAUGCAUGGCUUACGGAUUUGGCAAAAACAGGUAUCUGCCAUAAUCGUGGACAGUGUGGCCAAAGAGAUCAGCUUGCGUAAAGGCGUGACGCUGUACAGCCCCUCCGCUGGGUUCAUGGGGAGCCUUGCGAGACAAAUUGUGCAGCUUACUGAUGCAAGGGUUUGCUGCUACAUUAGCAUUUGUACCGCAUGGUACGACACAAAAACUCAAACUGAAAUAGUGAACACAAAAACUUUCGCAAAACUGAACGAAGCGAUAGGAGUGGUGGGCCUACACGGCCUCGACACUUUGUUCGCGUUCAUGAUUAAAAACCAACUACACACAGUGCAGAACAUAUUCAGAAUAGGACAAGAGAAGAUCAACGUUAACACUUUAACUGCUGAUGUAAAGGACACGGAACUCGCAAUCACUAAGGGACAGAAGGUUUUCCAGCAGUUAGCGGAUGCUAUAGUGCUGAUUGGGAGUCUACAGAUACUCCGAAGGCAUACUGCGUAUCAAUUGAAUAUCUCGGCGAAGUUUGACUCUGCGCAUUUGGAGGCCUCUCUGCAGACGAUGAAUGAAGCAUUGCUAAACGAAUUAAAGUCCGAGGAUCCCGAGUCAAAACAAAAAGUGACAUCAGAGCUAUUGAAGUACUUGGAAGACUAUCUAGUGAGGUGUGGAAUUUACGAACCAUUCGACAAAAUCUACAUCAGGAACGCAACGGAGUUCAACAUUUCUAACGUUGGCCGUGUCUGUGCCACGUUAUUGAUAUCUCAGCUGGGCAAAAUGCAAUUUUGCACUUCUACUGGCGACCUUAUCGCAAGGAAACCUGGUGACAACAUCGAUGGCUACCCGCUUUUGGUGGGCAUAUACACGCUUUUGCGCCAAGCGGGAAAGGACAACCUUGAGACAUUUGUCGGGUUCUUGAGUGUCUAUAUGAAAGGCAUUAGUUUAUCUAAGUCAAAAUCAUCAGAUGGAUCUUGUGAGGCUGCCAUGGUUGGAAGAGUGUUAGAAAUAUUCUGCGAAACAUUCAAAUACAGUUACAAUAAAAUUGAGGAUAAACUCCCAAUUGCUAUGCUGUCACAAACAUUCCAGAAAUAACUCAUACCAAGCAUUUACACAUAAGAAACUACAUAAUUAUAGUUAAGAAUACUGUUUAAUAUAUUUCAUAAAUUAUAAUAAUUUUGUUAUUUUGAUAUAAAUUUACUUUCAU
Molecule: messenger RNA, 3517 nt
Organism: Cydia amplana
Lineage: Eukaryota; Metazoa; Arthropoda; Insecta; Lepidoptera; Tortricidae
Gene: Strump
Product: WASH complex subunit 5
Exons: 11
Coding region: 40-3405 (1121 amino acids)
Biological process (GO): actin filament polymerization; regulation of actin nucleation; endosome organization
Cellular component (GO): endosome; WASH complex
Source: RefSeq, a predicted model, not a curated record